UAAAUCUAUGGUCAUUGUAAAGGAAAUGGCAAUAGAAGGUUACGGGGAUUUCAAUUUUAUCAUUAACUUGUUAUGUUGAAAUCAAUUUGAAAACCAAUAUUUUUGUGAAGAAAUUAUAAAUAUUAAUAUUGAAAAAAAAUUGCUGUGCUAUAUAAUAUUAAAAAAAAUGACAACAAUUUGUUUAUAACAAUAAAAAAAUUUGUGUCAUGAACGAGAGGUUAACUUCCAAAUAAUAUUGUAUACUCCAAAUGACUGAUCAGAAUUUUUCUAUCAGUGAUAGUUCCAUUGUGUGUGUCAGCUGAUGAGUUUGAUAAUAUUUUUUCAAGUGUAACAACAGCAAAUUCCCCCCAACAUUUUAACCAUUUUUUCGAUUAGCUGGCAAUUUAUUUGUCAUGGCUGAUAAUUUAUUAGGGGAACUCAGUAGUGAUCAAACUGAAAAAGUCCUCCAAUUUCAGGAUUUAACGGGUAUUGAAGAUCUUUCCGUGUGUCGAGAUGUCUUGCAACGUCAUAACUGGAACUUGGAAGUGGCAGUUCAGGAACAGCUUAAUUUGUACGAAGGUAGACCGUCAAUGUACGCACAAGAUUCACGAUCGCGACCUCCCGCUGUCGUUGAUGACACAACAACAAGAAUAUAUUUCAGCUCCUCAGGAAGUUCGUCUGGUGGUGGCGGAUUUAUUUCAUAUGUUUUUUCCAUGUGUUAUAAUUUAGUAACCAGUAUUUUACAAUUAGUAUUCGCCAUAUUCAGGACAAAUGUCAGACCUGUAUCGUCAGAUCCAGUAGAAGACGUAAUGAAAUUCAUCAGAUUUUAUGAUGAACAUUAUGGUAGAAAUCAUCCUGUUUUUUAUCAAGGCUCUUAUAGUCAAGCACUUUCCGACGCUAAACAAGAACUGAGAUUUUUACUUGUUUAUUUACAUAAAGAUGAUACACAAGAAGUUGAACAAUGGUGCAGAAGUACCUUGGGUGAUGCCGAUCUAAUUCGAUGUGUAAAUAUGCAUACACUUUUUUGGGCGUGCAAUGUACAAUCAGGUGAAGGUUACAAAGUUGCAGAAGCUCUUAAAUCUGGUACUUAUCCUUUCCUUGCUCUGAUUGUACUCAAGGAUAAUCGAAUGUCCAUUGUUGGACGAAUGGAGGGCACACCGUCACCGGAGGAAUUGAAUGAACGCCUACAAACUCUCAUAGAUAACAACGAUAUUAAUUUAAUUCAAGCCCGUCAAGAGCGAGCCGAAAGAUCGGCAGCACAAUCGCUACGUCAACAACAGGAUCAGGCCUAUGAGGAAUCAUUGCGCGCUGAUCAGGAGAAGGAUCGAAAACGCGAGGAAGAACGUCGUGCACGCGAAGAGGCGGAAGCAAGAGAACGAGAAAAAUUAGACGCACAGGAAAUGGAAAUUCAACGUAUUCGUAAAGAAAAAGAAAUGACAACCGGAAAAAUUCCAUUCGAACCAGAACCAUCAAAUCCAAAUGCUUGUCAUCUACAAAUUAAACUCGGCGAAAGAACAAUGAAAAGACGAUUUCUUCUCACAGACACAAUUGAAGACGUCUAUCAUUGGAUAUUUAGUCAACCUGAUUCACCGACAUGUUUCGAAAUAACGACAAGCUAUCCUAGAAGAAUUCUCUAUCCAACAGUUGAAAUUGUAACAUUAUUUGAAGCUGGACUUACUCACAGAGAGGUUCUACAUGUGAACGAUUUAGAUGACUAACCUUACAUGAUAAACACAAUAAUUGCGAAAUUUUAAACGUCAAGAGAUAAAUAAUAUAUAUAUA
Messenger RNA from Leptopilina boulardi, 1761 nucleotides. It is a transcript of the gene Faf2, whose product is annotated as FAS-associated factor 2. The coding region runs from base 393 to 1697 and encodes 434 amino acids. Gene Ontology annotation, molecular function: ubiquitin binding. The transcript has 8 exons. Lineage: Eukaryota; Metazoa; Arthropoda; Insecta; Hymenoptera; Figitidae. Gene Ontology annotation, cellular component: endoplasmic reticulum. The record is from RefSeq and is a predicted model, not a curated record.